CCGCUUCGGGUUCCGCGGCCCCAGAGUUCCGCAACGGGGCUUGCAGUCGAGAAGCCUGCUGGAGUAGCUAUGGGUUUGGGGUUAGUGGACUGUCACUGUCAUCUCUCCGCCUCGGACUUUGACAACGAUCUGGAUGAUGUAUUGGAGAAAGCCAGGAAGGCUGAUGUCAUGGCCCUUGUGGCAGUUGCUGAACAUGCAGGAGAAUUUGAAAGAAUUAUGCAGCUUUCAGAAAGGUAUAAUGGAUUCAUCCUGCCAUGUCUGGGAGUUCACCCAGUUCAAGAGCUUUCACCAGAAAAACCAAGAAGCGUGACAUUAAAGGAUUUGGAUAUAGCUUUGCCUAUUAUUGAGAAGUACAAGGAUCGCUUGUUGGCAAUUGGAGAGGUGGGGCUAGACUUCACCCCCAGAUAUGCCGGCACUGAUGAGGAGAAGGAAGAACAAAGACAAGUCCUAAUCAGACAAGUCCAACUGGCCAAAAGGCUAAAUGUGCCUCUAAACGUGCACUCACGCUCAGCUGGAAGACCCACCAUCAGCCUCUUACGUGAACAAGGUGCAGAACAGGUUCUGCUACAUGCGUUUGACGGUCGGCCAUCGGUAGCCAUGGAAGGCGUCAGGGCCGGGUACUACUUCUCCAUUCCCCCAUCCAUUGUGCGAAGUGGACAGAAGCAGAAGCUUGUGAAACAGCUGCCUCUGAGUUCUAUCUGCUUAGAAACAGAUUCACCUGCGCUAGGACCAGAAAAGCUGACACGGAAUGAACCCUGCAACAUUUCCAUCGCAGCAGAGUUCAUUGCCCAGGUGAAAGGGAUUUCAGUGGAAGAAGUCCGAGAAGUGACAACGCAGAAUGCAUUCAGACUGUUUCCCAAGCUGCAGAGCCUGCUUCAGAAAGAGCUUCAGAGUCACCCCCUGCAAGCCAAGUCAGCCCAGGGCAGCACUGGGGAAAGCAAAGGCUUGCUUUAGUGGCCUCAGAGGAAGAAGCCAUCUUACAUGGCUAGCAGUCACAGUUUUACAGAAAUGUUCCUCUUAAAAACAAAUUUGGAGCUGGAGAGAUGGCUCUGCCAUUAAGAGCACUCAGUUGCUGCUCUUCCAGAGGACCCAUGUUCAGUUCCCAGCAGCCAUGUUGGCUGGUUCAACUGCCUGUAAUUCCCUCCAGCCUUCUCUGACACUAGCACACAGGUGGCAUAUCUCUAUAGACACACAGAACAUAAAAAUUAUUUCUAAAAACUGUA
Molecule: messenger RNA, 1223 nt
Organism: Mus caroli (Ryukyu mouse)
Lineage: Eukaryota; Metazoa; Chordata; Mammalia; Rodentia; Muridae
Gene: Tatdn3
Product: TatD DNase domain containing 3
Molecular function (GO): hydrolase activity, acting on ester bonds
Source: RefSeq, a predicted model, not a curated record